CUGACAUGAAGAAAGAUAUAGAGUCUUUAAUAGCCCAGGAAAAAGCAGAGAUCGUUGCCAAGUAUGAGAAGGGCAGGCAGGAAGGAGCUCAGAUUGACCCAUGGGAAGAUGCUGAUUUCACACUGUAUAAAGUUACAGACCGGUUUGGAUUCCUGCACGAGCAGGAGCUGCCGACCUGCACAGCCUUGGAGGAGAAGCAAAAACAGCAGGAAAUUGAACGCGUAGACAAGUGGCUAAAGAUGCUGAAGAAAUGGGGCAAAUACAGAAACAGCGACAAGAUGUGCCGGCGAGUGUACAAAGGGAUCCCACUUCAGGUGCGAGGCCAGGUCUGGUCGCUUCUGCUGGACGUUGAGAAGAUGAAGAAGGAGAAUGAAGGAAAAUAUGAGCAAAUGAAAGAGCAAGCAAAGAACUUUUCAUCGGAAAUCAAGCAGAUAGAUUUGGAUGUUAACCGCACAUUCCGAAACCACAUCAUGUUUCGGGAUCGCUACGGAGUGAAGCAACAGGCACUCUUCCAUGUCCUGUCAGCAUAUUCGGUUUAUAACACUGAAGUGAGCUACUGCCAAGGGAUGAGCCAGAUUGCAGCCAUCCUUCUAAUGUACUUAAAUGAAGAGGAUGCAUUUUGGGCUCUGGCACAGCUGCUGACCAACCAGCGGCAUGCCAUGCAUGGUUUUUUCAUUCCUGGGUUCCCGAAGCUGCAGAGGUUUCAAGCUCAUCACGAGCAGAUUUUAAGCAAACUGUUUCCCAAACUGAAGAAGCACAUGGAUAAGGAGCAGAUGACUACGGGGAUUUACACAACCAAGUGGUUCCUGCAGUGUUUCAUUGACCGGACCCCCUUCACCCUUACCUUGCGGCUGUGGGAUAUCUACAUCUUGGAAGGAGAGCGGGUGCUGACAGCCAUGGCUUACACCAUUCUCAAACUGCACAAAAAGCGCUUGCUAAAGAUGACGCUGGAAGACUUACGGGAAUUUCUGCAGGAAAAAAUUGCCAGUUCCCUGCAGUACGAGGAUGAUGCUGUCAUUGAGCAACUGCAGGUGUCAAUGACUGAACUGCGCAAGAUGAAAUUUGACCUUCCACCACCAGCAAAGCCUGAGGAAUUCCCACGGAAACCCCUGGGCCUGAAGCUCUCCCUCAACCCAGUAGCCGUGAAGGGCAAUGUGGCAGCCAACAGCCAGAAUGGCCAGGUGGGUGAGCACUCCCUGGACAGGGAGCCUCAUCCCCACAGAGGUCCCAGGACACUGGGAGGAAUGAUGGAGCUGAAGACUCCCUCUCUCUGUGGCAGUGAAGUAUCUGAAGCAACAGACAUCCACCUGCACCCUCUAAGCAGGGGGGUGCUGGGAGAGGAGGGUGGGGUGGAAUCCACAAGGGACAGGCAGCCACAGUCUCUUCUGAAGGCAAGUGAGACACAAGGCCACCAUCACUUCCCACCCACGGUCUUGCCUCUGGAACAGCUGCUUCUCACUCCUAGCCAUGCCAGGAUGGACCACAAGUCAGUCUCUCUCCCUACCCCAGCCGAGCAUGGCUUCUUGAACUCCUCUUUUCAAAACACAUCAAUUCCUCCCAACUCGAGCAUGUCUGAGCUUUCCGCUAUGGAUCACAUGGCAUGGCAGCCAAAUCCUGCUGCCCUGCCGGUGGGAGAACAAGCAUCUUCCUUCUGCACAGAAAAUGUGCUCGAUGCACACCCUCAUCCUCUGUCAGGCAGCUGUCAGCAGCUCUCCAGCACACUGCAGCACAACGGCUCCCCAAAGAGUGAGGAUGGGGAUGGAAAGGCCAAGAAGCACUGCAGAGCAGCACUGCUGGACAAAACAGACUUGAAGCACGUGACAACUAAAGCUGCAUCCACAGGGGAGCUCACCAGCUUGCAGCAGAAUGGGCCAGGGAACGCCACCAGUACUGCACACUGGCCAGAGGGCUUGGGAAUGCUGCCUGUGCAUGGGCUGGCAGGCGGCAGCAUGCCCAUCAUACCUGGCAGCGAGCUGGAGCCAGCAGGGCUGGGCAAGGGCUGUCCCUUCCACCAGGUGCCGUCUUCCAGAGUGUUGGGAAACAGCCCUUACACUGUUAUCAAAACCACCACUGCCCUCUACCUGGCCCACGCAACAGAGCAAAACUCAAACAGAAUGCAGGUGGCAUUGCCUCUGCCAGAGACUGGACAUCCCCUGCCUGCCCCCUCAAUGCCACCAGCUCUUGCACUGGUUCCAGAGGAAGCAGAUGCCCAAAAAAGCCUCCAGAAAUUAUUAAAUGCACUGAAAGCCCCACAACCCACCCUGAGCCCCAGCACAACAUUUCUAACACGGGUUGCCAAAUCCCGCUCAGAGAACAGUUUACUUUUAGGCUCUUCUCCCCUGGCAAAAGUGCCCAAAUCGGUGACCUUUUAG
Molecule: messenger RNA, 2372 nt
Organism: Chaetura pelagica (chimney swift)
Lineage: Eukaryota; Metazoa; Chordata; Aves; Apodiformes; Apodidae
Exons: 13
Coding region: 6-2372 (788 amino acids)
Source: RefSeq, a predicted model, not a curated record